Sciurus carolinensis (gray squirrel) is the source of this 1723-nucleotide messenger RNA. It is a transcript of the gene Ankrd9, whose product is annotated as ankyrin repeat domain 9. The transcript is spliced from 3 exons. Gene Ontology annotation, molecular function: protein binding. NCBI's taxonomy places the organism in Eukaryota, Metazoa, Chordata, Mammalia, Rodentia, Sciuridae. The record is from RefSeq and is a predicted model, not a curated record. Bases 678 to 1643 code for a protein of 321 amino acids.
CGCGCGCCGGUGCAGCCUUCGCUGCACCCGCCACCGGCCCGCAGACACCCGGGCUCGCUGGGGUGACCCGCCGCCGCCGAGGCCGGGCCGUGCCCGCUGGGAGGGGCGGGGAGGAGCUGGCAGGCCGUCCGGUCCGCGGCGCUGUCCGGAGGCCCAACCCUGUCACGGAGCUGCGGCGGUGACUCUGCCCAGUGACGUGGGGCGGCCGAACUUUACGUAACGCGCCCGGCGCCCCAUGCGUGCCCACAGGGUGCACCUGGGGCGCAGAGGCCCUGACUCCCGCAGGGCGCGAAGCCGCAGCCCACAGUGUCCACCUCUGUAGCCCAGUUGCUGCGAGUGGUCCACCCAGUGUGUGUGGAUGUGGCCUGGCUAUUGCCCCAGGCCCCUCCUGACCACAGGCUGACCCUUGCCUGAAGGCAGUAGGGUGGCUCAGAAGGUAGAGUUUUCAGGCUGGGGUCCUCAACGUGUUGGAAUGAGCCCAAAAUGGAACGCAGGAGACCUGGAUUCUGGUCCUGCCUCAACCAUGACUUGGUGACUGACCUUGGACAAACUUGUCCCCUGCUGAUGAGGAAGCUGAGGUUUCUUGAGGGAAGGUGAAGUACAGUCACGGAACCUGGUGAUCGUGUGUCAGGAACCAGGUUGGUCUGUCCCGGGGCCCAUGCCUUGAGGCCGCCAGCAUGCCUUGGGACGCAAGGCCUGGGGGCGGUGCAGACGGAGGACCCGAGGGUGCGGGCGCAGCGCGCUCACGGGCACAGAAGCAGUGCCGGAAGUCGUCUUUUGCCUUCUACCAGGCAGUGCGUGACCUGCUGCCCGUGUGGCUGCUGGAGGACAUGCGCGCCAGUGAGGCCUUCCAUUGGGAUGAGCGCGGGCGCGCCGCAGCCUACUCGCCUUCGGAGGCGCUGCUCUACGCGCUGGUGCAUGACCACCAGGCAUACGCACACUACCUGCUGGCCACCUUUCCGCGGCGUGCACUUGCGCCCCCCAGCGCAGGCUUCCGCUGCUGCGCUGCACCCGGGCCCCACGUGCCGCUGGCAGUGCGCUACAACCGAGUGGGCAUCCUGCGCCGCAUCCUGCGCACUGUGCGCGACUUCCCGGCCGAGGAGCGCGCACGCCUGCUGGAUCGGCGCGGCUGUAGCCGCGUGGAAGGUGGUGGCACCUCGCUACACGUGGCCUGUGAGCUGGCGCGUCCUGAGUGCCUCUUCCUGCUUCUGGGCCAUGGCGCCUCACCUGGCCUCCGUGAUGGUGGUGGCCUUACACCUAUGGAGCUGCUGCUGCGGCAGUUGGGCCGUGAUGCAGGCUCUGUCCCUGCUGCUGGGGCUGCCUCUUCUGCCACCGCUGCCACCACUGUGUCUGGGGAGCCACGCCAGCGCCGCCUGCUACUGCUUGACCUGUUGGCACUGUACACCCCUGCGGGUGCUGCUGGCCCAGCCCGCCGUGAGCUGCUGGGCGACCGACCGCGCUGGCAGCGGCUUCUGGGUGAGGACAAGUUCCAGUGGCUGGCAGGCCUGGCGCCGCCAUCUCUCUUCGCACGUGCCAUGCAGGUGCUGGUCACCGCCAUCUCUCCUGGCCGCUUCCCGGAAGCCCUGGAUGAGCUGCCGCUGCCUCCCUUCCUACAGCCCUUGGACCUCACCGGCAAGGGCUAGACCCAGGGGGUGCUGGAUCUGGGGACAGAACUGUUUUUCAGAGCGCUGUACCUGGCACUUUACAUAUACUGAUCUCUGUA